GGACAGCAUUCCCAAAGAAUUUCAAGAUAGACAACGUGAGGCAGCGAGGGACAGGGACAAGCUCGUGGAUGUUCCCUGAGCAAACAACUGGAAGCACAGGUGGAGCACGACCCACUCAGAGUUUGGCCGGACUGGCAGUGGACGUGUGUGCGAGUGUGUGUCAAGGACAGCAGACAAGAACCGUGUGUAUGACAGAUGGACAUGUUGACAACCUGAGGAGCCUCAGAAGACCAACAAUGUGAUGUUUCAUCUCCACCACUCGUAUCUGUCAGCAGCUGCUUUACAUUUAUCAUUGUCUUCUUAUGCCAUCCACAAUGUUUAUCAACUGGAAACUAUUGUUGGAAUAUCACUCUGGUUUCAGACACGGUUUUCUUUGCAAGUCCAGUUGUUCUACAAAUUCCCAGGAAAGUGUUUUGCUGCAUUCCCUGCACUGGGAUACUGAAAGGGAUGGACAGCAGUGACCCGCAUGAGGUUGAAAGAGAAGGCACGUGGAAAGAGAGUGAUGGAGAGAAGGAUAAACGGCUGAAGAACCGGCUCAACAGAGAGGAGAAAGGGGUGAAGGAGAUCAAAGGAAAUCAGAAAGAUAAGAGGAAAGAGAACCGAACCGGGUCUCUGUGGAGGAGUGGAUGGGCGUUGAGUGAAAGACUCGCCAUCAACGUAUCAGGGAUGCGUUAUGAAACCCAAGUUCGCACAUUGGCCCAGUUCCCUGACUCCCUGCUCGGUGACCCCGGGAGGAGGUCUCGGUACUUUGACCCUCUUCGAAAUGAGCUCUUCCUGGAUCGGAACCGAGCCUGCUUCGAUGCCAUACUGUAUUUUUACCAGUCAGGCGGGAGACUCCGCAGGCCAGCAAACAUACCGCUGGACAUCUUCAUGGAUGAGCUGAUGUUCUACGAGCUAGGGGAGGACAUCAUAAACCGCUUCAAGGAGGACGAAGGUUUUCCGAAAGAGGAGGAGAGGCCACUGCCGUCCAAUGAAGUCCAGAAAAGACUGUGGAUGCUCUUUGAGCACCCAGAGUCCUCAUCGGGCGCUCGCAUCAUAGCCAUCAUCAGUGUUAUGGUCGUGGUGGUGUCCAUCCUCAUCUUCUGCCUGGAGACGCUGCCUGACUUCAGGAAUGACAAGGAGAUGCGGGAGGAAUACUUUUACAGGUAUCACUCCCAGCCAAAGAACGUAUCUGAGACCAUGCCUCCUCCACAAGAUGUUUUCCAUGACCCCUUCUUCAUAGUGGAGACCAUGUGCAUAUGCUGGUUCUCCUUCGAGCUUCUCAUGCGCUUCGCCUGCUGUCCCAGUAAGAUUCACUUCUUCAAGGACGUCAUGAACAUCAUCGAUUUCAGCGCCAUCCUACCGUAUUUUGUCACUCUGGGAACAGAGCUGGCAAAGGACCAUGAUGACAGUCCGACAACAUCACUGGCCAUUAUCAGAGUCAUUAGGUUAGUGAGAGUGUUCAGGAUCUUCAAGUUGUCUCGUCACUCUAAGGGCCUGCAGAUCCUCGGUCAGACUCUGAGGGCCAGCAUGCGGGAGCUGGGCCUGCUUAUUUUCUUCCUCUUCAUCGGUGUCAUCAUCUUCUCCAGUGCCAUUUACUUUGCUGAGGCUGACCACGCUAACACGGCCUUUAUCAGUAUACCACACGCCUUCUGGUGGGCAGUUGUCACCAUGACCACGGUGGGUUAUGGUGACAUGUUCCCAGAAACAGUGUGGGGUAAGCUAGUGGGCUCAAUGUGCGCCAUCGCUGGCGUGCUCACCAUAUCACUGCCAGUGCCUGUCAUUGUAUCCAAUUUUAGCUACUUCUACCAUCGGGAGACGGAGUGUGGGGAUCAAAAUGACUACACCCAUGUCAAGACGGCACUGUGGGAGGACGAAGAGCCUGACGGAGAGGACACAGAUGAAGGAGAGGGGGAUCAAGAUGGUGAUUAUUAUGCCAUUGAGGACAACUGUAACCCUCUCAGUGGGACUCUGCUGGGUGCGCUGUGUACAGGUCAGAAUUCAGAGCUCAGCGGAGGAAACAUGUAUCUGAGGGAGGCACUGGUCACUCAGUGGAACCAGGUGGACAACUGGACAUCAAAACUCAGGCCAACAGCAGAGGAGACGUCCGUCACCGCGCGCUGACAGACGGACACUCACACAUCUGUAGUGUUGGCUUCUGUGACCUCAAGUGCCUGACGUGACCUUUAUCGUGCCGUAAUAUGACACUGGCAUCACUUCAUGACACAUGCAGUGUUUGUGCCAGACAGGAAAGGUGAAACAGGUCUCUAUUUGACUCUGCCUAAUCAUGUACAGUGUUCUUAAUAAAGACUGUAUUUUA
Solea solea (common sole) is the source of this 2299-nucleotide messenger RNA. Its product is annotated as potassium voltage-gated channel subfamily A member 7-like. Gene Ontology annotation, cellular component: voltage-gated potassium channel complex; membrane. Bases 448 to 2103 code for a protein of 551 amino acids. The record is from RefSeq and is a predicted model, not a curated record. Lineage: Eukaryota; Metazoa; Chordata; Actinopteri; Pleuronectiformes; Soleidae. The transcript has 4 exons. Gene Ontology annotation, molecular function: delayed rectifier potassium channel activity; protein binding. Gene Ontology annotation, biological process: protein homooligomerization; potassium ion transmembrane transport.